UGAGAUUUUCUGAUUCUUUGUUAAAGUUUGAAACUUUUUGGUUUAUUUGGGAUUCUGUUUUGACCCCCUAUUGUAUUUGUUGAAGCCCUAUGUCUUACACGAUAGUCAUAUGUUUUUUUUAUGUUUGGUAGUGAUAUGAAUGACAGAAACUGGAGACGAGAUUUACCUAUAUAGGUGGUUUUCAUUUUUUGCUGACAUAUUCAGAUAAAGCUAUUGUUCCAACGACCAAAAUUUUUCGUUAUUCCUGGGUUUUUAGUAUUGCUUGUUGAUUUGUAUCCUGUAUUUAUAAUUUGGUUUGUUCCUAUAUCAUGAAGCUCGAGAUGUUUUUACUUAAAAGGAAAAAACUGCUUUAGUCCUCGUGCUAUUGUGACCUUUAGUAUAUUCAGCCUUCAUAAGUAACUUCCGUUGAAUUCAUUUUAUUUCUUCAUCAGGGUUUUCGUUUUCAAGAUUGUUUCCCUUCUCACAAACAAAAAAGAGAGAGUUUGUUACCUGUUUUGGCUUUGUGGUCAUGAUGGGAAUUGAAGAUAAAACACUAUUUUGUUUCUGCCAUUGGGGCGGAAAGAACGAAGUGCUUCCAGAUGGAUCCACUUCGUAUGUGGGAGGUAUUACCGAUCAGAUUAUUGUGAAGACAGGCAUAUAGUACAAUGAUUUUGUGAAUGCAGUUUUCGAUCGAUUAGGCAUUGAUCCUUCAGAUAAAGUCUUGCGGUUUACAAUGAAGUUUGAUAGGGCCCAAUUGAUACGGCUGAGAGACCAAGGUGUCAAUACGUUGUUACAAGUUAAUGAUGGUUUUGCCCAUGUUUAUGCGUCAAGUUCCGAAAAGAAGCCUCAUUCGGCAGUUGCUCCUAAUAUGACUAUCACUAGGUAAUGGUUGUUUUAUAAGGGUCCACAAGUUCUUAUUAUAGUAAUUUUUUUGGAGAAAUGACAAAAAUGGUCUCUUAUGUUUUUGAGGGUGGCUUCAAAGUAGUCCCUUCAGCAUGCACUUAAUAGUUAACACUUUUAAUCUCCAUCAAAUACUUAUCGAACUCUGUCGAAUAGAUUUGGUUGAAAAUAUGAAAAAAAGAUUUAACUAUAAACACUAAGAAAGUGUCAUCAAAUCCUAAAAUAUGCAACACAAAAAACUACACUAGACACUGGCCUCAUUUGUUUACAUUAAGAUUAAGACGUCUGAAUCUGAAUACACAUCUGAAUAUUAAGAUGUGCAUUAAGAUCUAGAUGUCUGGAUCUGAAUGUACAUUUGAAUAUUAAGAUGUGGUCUUUAGAUCUAAACACUGAAUGAUUAAAACUGUUUGUUUUCAAUAUCUGAAUGUGAAUGUGAAAUUACACUAUAUCAAUAAAUUAAUAUAAAAAUCUCAUUUCAGCAAAAUAUAUUUAUUUUUUGGAUAGAAAAUAAUAUUUUGAAUAUUUAUAUUUUAUAAAAAACAUUUAAAGUAUCUGAAAUGCAAACUGAAACUUAUAUAUCAAUAUAAAAAAUUAUUGUAACAAGGUAAUUAUGAAUUCUUUACCAAACGUUAGUUCAGAAAUAGGAAAAUCAAGAACGCAUAAUGUAAACAUGAGCUAUGUAGCUGAACCAACUGAAAUGGAUUUUUUCACAACCAAUGAUGAAACGAAAUGGUAUUUCAGGAUUUGGUUUGCUUCAAUUCCCAUACCCACUUAUGUUUGAGUGGCUAAUCAUGAAAGACCCAUCAGGAAACCAUCUUUAGCUACUGUUGGAACUUUUUCUGUUAGUUGCAUCAUACAUUGAACUUCCUUUUAACCUAAUGCUCUUUUUACAUUUUUUUUUUUUGUGGUAAAUGUGGAAGAGAAACAGAGACUAGAACUUAGGGAAAUGGUACUUUUGUUGCAUCAGCAAGGGAGCAGAGGCGUGAAAAAAUGGUAUUUGGUUGAGAAGAGAAGUUUCUCCUUCUGUCCUUCGAGCUGUCUCAGAAUCCUGGAUGCAUCAAGAGCUUAAAGAUUCUGAGCUACCAAAUUGUUUGUCAGUAGGGACGCUUGUUGAACCAGAAAGAUGGACAUCCAUAAAUGCCACACAGGAGCAACUGGCUUCUAUAUGUCUAGCUCCUGUUCCUUCAUCAGGUCAAAAUGUUGGUCAUAGUCUUGAAAAUGAUUGGAGAAACAUUGCUCGGGCAGUGAAUGAUGCCCAUAGGUCACAGCUAGCCUCUAAAGCCAUUGAGAUAGGUAAGGGCUAUCCUGCUGCUGAAUUUGAGAAACUUCUUCAUUCUGCCUCUCUAGUUAUAUCCCCAUCUGCUAGUAUUCAGACUUGUCAAGCAUGCUCCCUUAGUCAAGCUACUAAUGCACCUCUAUGCAGACAUGAGAUACCCAAUGUCGCUUUGAAGAACUUGUGGCAGUGGUAUGAGAAACAGGGGAGCUAUGGUUUAGAAGUAAAAGCAGAGGACCACGGAGAUGCAAGACAGUGUGGGAUGGAUCAUUUCGAGUUUCGUGCAUCUUCAAGGACCAUAGGACUCGUCCAAUGCAUAAUGAUUAUAAAGUAUCUGAGAGUUCACCAAAUGUAGAACUGCGCUCAAUAUUUUCUGUACUUGUACCUCAACCUUCAAGCUCUUUACUACAGAAAAGCAGUCUCUCUGCCUCAGGGUCAUCUUCAGAGUGCAGUAAUGGUGAUUUACAUCAUCUACCAGAUGAAUUUAAGCUGUCUGAUGAUAUGGAGCUUCUCUUUGAAUAUUUCGAAUCCGAGCAGCCUCAAAGGCGGCGACCGUUGUUUGAAACAAUACAGCAACUUGUCUCUGGCGAUGGACUCUCAAACUGUAGAUCAUAUGGAGAUCCAUCUAUCCUACAUACAGUGAGCUUACAUGACCUGCAUCCUCAUUCCUGGUUUUCGGUUGCAUGGUACCCCAUUUAUAGGAUACCCGAUGGCAAUUUGCGUGCUGGUUUCUUGACUUAUCAUUCACUUGGUCAUUUUAUUCACAAAGACCAGACAGUAAAAGCCCACAGUGUAGAUGCCUGUGUAGUUUCUCCAAUUGUAGGCCUCCAAAGCUACAACGCUCAGGUAGAAUCAUAGUGGCUAAUCUCGUAAU
Messenger RNA from Lycium ferocissimum, 3026 nucleotides. RefSeq lists its product as uncharacterized. The transcript has 3 exons. The record is from RefSeq and is a predicted model, not a curated record. NCBI's taxonomy places the organism in Eukaryota, Viridiplantae, Streptophyta, Magnoliopsida, Solanales, Solanaceae. Bases 2465 to 3010 code for a protein of 181 amino acids.